Molecule: messenger RNA, 714 nt
Organism: Peronospora matthiolae
Lineage: Eukaryota; Oomycota; Peronosporomycetes; Peronosporales; Peronosporaceae
Source: the annotation of a GenBank genome assembly
AUGCGAUGCGCGAGCAAGGCCGCCGGGAGCGCGUCCGCAAGUCUCUUUGCGGACGCCGAAGCAGAAACUGCAGCAACUGAUGUGUCAUCGGUUGCUGAAGCGACUCAGCCUGUGUCACCUGGUGAUGCAGGCGAUCGUCAUGAAGACACUCAUGUCUUCACAGAGUACGAUCUCGGUGUCUCGUACUCUCCUGAUACGGAAGACGGAUCCGUAUCGACGGCGAUCGAAUCCAAGCCGCCUGCCAAGCGUGGCAUGGAUGAUGCUUUGCGUCGUAGCAUCUUUGGUUCAUCUGAUGAAUCCGAUGAACCAUCACCGAAGCGAAGGCGUUCGAGGUCGCGAGACUCGGGCGCUCACAGUGGUGUCGGUUCUCCUAUGCACACCACAUCGCAACGAGGUGCCAGUACUUCUGUCGGCACAUCGCAGGAAGAGCGGGACCGCAAUGUCUUACGUCUCGCUCCCGAGAAGAAGGCAUGGAUGCCUCCAAAAUCCAUCAUGGAUCACUUGUCGGCGACGACGAGUGAUCGUUAUCGAACACGGUUGUUCGAUUCAUCAAGGAUCCAUCACCUUGACCCCAGUGCGAAAGACUAUCACACUGAGAUGAAUUCUUCAUCGAUGCUUUUUUUAGACAUCGAUGGUACAGUGGGAAUCACAAACGUGAUGGACCCUCACUGCUUCAAGCGCGGAACGCCUACAUCCAUAACCUCGAGGAUGUAG